Molecule: messenger RNA, 1941 nt
Organism: Durusdinium trenchii
Lineage: Eukaryota; Dinophyceae; Suessiales; Symbiodiniaceae
Source: the annotation of a GenBank genome assembly
CUCCAGUGCAGCCCCUUUCGACGUGGUUCCACCCGCCCCUUCUCGGGGGCCACGGGAGGUCUUCAUGGCGUCCUCAGCAGUGGCCGAUAGCUUUCAGACCCGAGAAGAUGCCAAAAAGCAGAAGGCCCUACAGGAGGCCCGAGCGGCCGGAACCGCGGCGCCCGAGACGGAUGAGUUCACAGGAAAGAUGAUUAACCCGCAUAACCCGGAGUUCAUCACCAAGGCUCCUUGGUACUUGAACCAAGACAAACCCUCCUUGAAGCACCAUCAAGCUUGGAAUGCCAAGUCCAUGGGCACCAGAGACUGGUACAUUCGAGGUACCAAGGGUGAUGUCAAGACCAAGUUCAUCAAGGGUGCUUGUGAAAACUGCGGCGCCACCACGCACACCAAGAAGGAUUGUGUGGAGCGGCCACGUGCGGUCACAGCGAAGCAAAAUGGGAAGAACCUCAUGCCCGAUGAGUACAUCAUGGAGCUGAACUUGGACUACGAUGGUAAGCGAGAUCGAUGGAACGGGUUUCAGCCGGAUGACUACAAGCAGGUCAUUGAGGAGUGGGAGCGUGUGGAAGCAGAGCGGCGAAGGGUCAAGGCGGCCGAGAUGGAGGAGCGCGCCAAGCUGAAGGAGCGUUUGAAGGCACAGAAGCGGCUCCUGAAGAAAAAGCGCAAGCAGCGGAGGCGGCAGCUGCGGCGCCAGGCUGAAGGUAAGGAGGAUGACACCGACACCGGAGAUUCAGACACGGGCGACUCUGAUACCGACACCGACACCGAUAGCGACAGCGAGGCCUCCGAUGACGAGGAUCUGGGUGAGAAGCUGAAAGACUUUGACAAGUCCACUUCCACGGUGGCCGCCAAAGACGACAAGCUUCGGACCACCACGAGGAAUCUUCGAAUUCGAGAAGAUACGGCCAAGUACUUGCUGAACCUGGACGUCAACUCUGCCUUCUACGACCCCAAAUCCAGGUCAAUGCGCCAAGAUCCGCUGGCUCACCUCAAGGAUGAAGAGAAGGGCACCACCUUCCGCGGUGACAACUUCCUGAGGCAAUCCGGCGACUCCAAAGCAUUGACGGAGCUCAUGUGUUUCGCCUGGGAUUCCUACAAGCACGGUGAGAAGAUCCAUGACACGGCGCAGCCGACGCAAGCGCUCAAGAUGUUUGAGGUCUACAAGAACCGUGCCACCAACUUGAAAGAGCAGCAGCAAAAAGAGCUCUUGGACAAGUACGGUGGAGAAGAGCACAUGGAGGCGCCGCGUGAGCUCAUCUUCUCGCAGAACGAGAACUACGUAGAGUAUGCCCGAGAUGGUCGAGUCUUAAAGGGCUCUGAACGGGCUUUGACCAAGUCCAAGUACGAGGAGGAUGUCCUCAUAGGCAACCACUCCUCCACAUGGGGGUCCUGGUUUGAUGCCGCCACUGGCAGGUGGGGCUUUGCAUGUUGUCAUCAGUGCAUGAAGAACUCCUACUGCGUGCCCAUCCAGAAGGCCGAGCUUGAGGCUGGCGCAGAACCGGAAGAUGAAGGACCUGGGCCCGAGCCUGCGGAGCCUGCGGAGCCUGCGGAGCCUGCCGCGCUCGGCGACGCCGCGACCUCCGCGGUCCAGCCUGGCGAGGCGGCGUCAGCGCCCAGCAAGCUGAGUGAAAUGAGGACCUCUGCGUUUGGCCAUGUCCUCGAGGAGGCGGAAGACCUGGAUGAGAAGAAGCUGGCGGAUGCAGUGCAGCAAGCCAAAAAGAAGCAGAAGCUGGAGCGAAAAGAGGGCCGCAUGACCCUGGACGAUGAACGAAAUCGUCCAUACAAUUCCUUGGCCGGAGAAGCCCUUGCGGGCGAGAUCAGCCCCGAGGAAUACGAGGCCUAUCGGCUAACUCGCCAGCGCGCGGAUGAUCCAAUGGCCAAGUUCCUGUGAGUCCCUCUGCGGCGCCGACUCCAAUCCGUGGUGAGCAAAGCUCACGAGAGGAA